Molecule: messenger RNA, 758 nt
Organism: Cylicostephanus goldi
Lineage: Eukaryota; Metazoa; Nematoda; Chromadorea; Rhabditida; Strongylidae
Source: the annotation of a GenBank genome assembly
AUGCUAGAUUAUCCACGCAGUCCAUCCACAUCCCUAGCGUCGUCUUCAGGCCGAGAAACAGGAUCCACCGGCAAGGAUCAAGGUAUUGGUGCUGGCACAAGCAGCGCUGAGCGAUUGAAUGAAUCUACUUCUAGCUCACCGAGGAAGCGAGAAGGUCUCGCGGCACGACGUCUGAUCCGAGUACCAUGCGGGACAACUCCGUCCACUUGCGGAUCGGAUUCGGUUGCGGAAAGUGUUCCGAUCCCUUUUACGGUAUUCGGUGGAGCUGCAGCUGCUCGACUGAUUCUAAUCGACAUCGUCAAGCGUGAAGAUCUCAUCGGAAUUCUGAAUCCCAAUGAUGUUAUUUUGAAAAUUGAGGAUGUAAAUGUCAGCGGUAUGUUGAGAUCAGAAGUAACCCGGUUGCUGGAGCGGCUAUGCCAUGAUAAUGACCAAAUAGCUGUGGAAAUUGUCCCUGCAGGUGCCAUCACGGACGAUAUUUGCGAGAUAUUAGCUGAUAAACAAUGGGCAGAGCUGCAAACUACCAUACGGGACAAUUUGUACAGCAAAACUGUGCCAUGUAAGUUAAUAGGUUCUUUUUUGAAGCAUCCUGAGUCUUCUUCACAUUUCUUCGCUCUUUUGGCUGAAUUUCAGAUGAGAGAACUUUUUAUGUUAGCAAGUCUCAACUCCUAUAGGCUGCUGCAUGACGAAGGCUCAAUAUUGGGCGCGAACGCGGCUUUGUUAGCCGCAGCGCAUGAGGCGCAGCAUCCACAACGGUGAGG